Molecule: messenger RNA, 1737 nt
Organism: Agelaius phoeniceus (red-winged blackbird)
Lineage: Eukaryota; Metazoa; Chordata; Aves; Passeriformes; Icteridae
Gene: GYG1
Product: glycogenin 1
Molecular function (GO): glycosyltransferase activity
Source: RefSeq, a predicted model, not a curated record
AUAAGGGGCGGCCUCAGCGCGGCCCUGACCGCGGCCGUCGCGUCUCCCGUACCGACCUGCGUUCGGGAACCAUGGCAGACCAGUCUUUUGUGACUCUAGCCACAAAUGACUCCUAUGUGAAAGGAGCGCUGGUACUUGGUUCAUCCUUGCAACAGUAUAGAACAACAAGGAAGCUGACUGCACUCAUAACUCCUCAGGUAUCAGAUCUUAUGAGGAGAGUGCUGGAAAAAGUCUUUGAUGAAGUCAUAUUGGUAAAUGUCUUGGAUAGUGGGGAUUCAGCACACUUGGCAUUAAUGAAAAGACCUGAGUUGGGCGUCACACUAACAAAGCUUCACUGCUGGGAACUGACACAGUUUUCAAAAUGUGUUUUCAUGGAUGCAGACACAAUGGUUUUGUCAAAUAUAGAUGAGCUUUUUGAGAGAGAAGAGCUAUCUGCAGCACCAGAUCCAGGCUGGCCUGACUGUUUUAAUUCAGGAGUUUUUGUUUACCGACCUUCCGUUGAAACAUACAGUCAGCUGUUACAGUUUGCCACAGAGAAAGGCAGCUUUGAUGGUGCAGAUCAGGGGUUAUUAAACACCUUCUUCAGCAGCUGGGCAACGACAGACAUGAGCAAACAUCUACCGUUUAUUUAUAAUUUGAGCAGCACUUCUGUAUAUUCCUACCUUCCAGCAUUUAAAGCGUUUGGUGCAAAUACUAAGGUAGUGCAUUUCCUGGGAAGCACAAAGCCGUGGAACUAUACAUAUGACUCCAGAACAAAAAGCAUAAAGGGCAACAUGGAUGACCCUAAAAUAGUUCACCCAGAAUUCCUCAACAUGUGGUGGGAUACCUACAUAGCUGAUGUUUUACCAUUACUAGAACAGCAUGGAAUUGUUAAAGAAAUUCCUACAGGGGUAAAUAUGCUAUCGGGCUUGGUCUAUACUCUGGCUUUCUCUUGUGGCUUCUGUAGAGAGGCAGAAGUUACAGAGGCAGUGUCCCACGUAUCAGUAUCACCACUAUUACCAACUGAAUCUUCAGAAGAACGCAAGGAACGGUGGGAACAGGGCCAAGCUGACUAUAUGGGAGUGGAUUCCUUUGACAACAUCAAGAAGAAACUUGAUACCUACCUUCAGUAGAAGUGCCUGUCUCAAACAGUGGUGAUGCAAGGACUUGUUCCAGAACUAACAGCUAGAAAGGUAUAGAUGGUGGUCAGUUACACUUGCUAGUAGCUUGAGGAAAAACUUCUUGGCUGAAGGCCUCUGCAGUGCUACAGAUGAAGACUGAGCAAAAGCUAGGAAGCAGAAUCCUUGGGCCACCUAUUACUGCCCAAUUUCCAAUUCUCCAUACUAGAUAAAGCCAGGUAUUUUCAGCUUAAAAUUUCUUCUGUUUUGAUCAAUUGGCUCAACAUAUUCUUUAAACUGGGUUUGUUACCUCACCUCAUUAGUGAUUAGCAUUGAUUCCUUUGCUUGCUGUUUUAGAUGUAAAAUCUAAUUCAUGGGAUUGCUCAUACACUGGAGUGGUAGCCAUUCUGCUUUACCAUAAAUGUAUUAAUGACACUGGGAUACAUACAUGUAACAGUAAUAGCACUGCUUUGCUCUUCCAGUCACAAUUGCACUGAAAUUUUGACCAGGUUCUUACGCACAGUGCCUGCAGCAUGGCAGAAUGCGUUUUUCAGUUCUGUAUACUAUGGGACUAGUAAACUGAGUUUUAUCUGUUCCUUGCAAUGUUGCACUUGAUACAAAAAUAAAAAGUUGUCAUGCA